Messenger RNA from Olea europaea var. sylvestris, 378 nucleotides. RefSeq lists its product as uncharacterized. The record is from RefSeq and is a predicted model, not a curated record. Lineage: Eukaryota; Viridiplantae; Streptophyta; Magnoliopsida; Lamiales; Oleaceae. Bases 76 to 378 code for a protein of 100 amino acids. The transcript is spliced from 2 exons.
UUUGGUCGAGCACAUUCCACAUCUAGCAGAAAUUUCAACAAAAUUUUGAAGGCUUUAAACACAAUUGCACCUGAUAUGAUGGUCAAACCUGGACCUACAGUGCCAAGCAAAAUAAGAGAAAGUACAAGAUUUUAUCCUUAUUUUAAGGAUUGUAUUGGAGCUAUUGAUGGCACACACAUACUAGCUAUGAUAUCAGGGCAUGACAUGAACAACUAUCGUAAUCGUCAUGGAACAAUAUCACAAAAUGUAUUGGCAGCUUGCAAUUUUGAUUUGGAAUUCAUUUACAUCCUUAGUGGAUGGGAAGGUUCAGCUCAUGAUUCCAAACUACUAAAUGAUGCAUUAGUAAGAAGAAAUGGACUUAAAAUACCAAAGAGGUAA